GUUGACUAUGACGUAUACAUACUUCGUAAGGCUGCCCUUGACAUUCAACGAACAGCAUCUUGACUUCUUACACAGUCAACCCAAUUUUAAAAGCAUUGGUGCCACUGCAUUUGAAAUAAGACAUUGCGUUCUUAUCUCACUACCCCACCAUUGCGCCCCCUCAGCGCCCAACUCCGUCGCGGAUCGCGCCCCACCAACUCUCAUCCUUCCCGUCAUUGAGCUAGUCGCCACUCGGGCUCAAUCGCGUGCAUGCACGAGAUCACUUUUAGACACUCGCCCCGCUAUGCCUAGGACUUUAGCAACUAGAGAUGCAGCCCUAGAGAGUCGCAAGGCAAACGUGGCAGUUGCGAACGGGCAUGCGCGCUCUUGCGUGCGAGCUGUGGGUCUCGUUGAGAGAAACAUAAGUCGAAGCUCGUCCCUGAUCCCUGGUAUCUUCACCUCAUCACACACCCCCUAUCCGUAAACAGCGAUAAUGCCAAAGCGUGCGCUCUGCUCAUACGGCAUCGACAUCGACGCUGUUUCUGGCUGGAUAAAUACACGUGACGGCAAGCCCGCCAACCCGACUGAUAUUUCCCGUGGAGUUUUCGGCGCUACAGUCGGCAUCGACCGCCUCUUGAAGCUAUGGGACAAGUACAACAUCAAGACGACAUGGUUCACGCCCGCGCACUCCGCGGAAUCGUUCCCAGCUCAGAUCCGCAAGAUUGUUGAGAAGGGGCACGAAAUCGGGUUGCAUGGAUACACGCAUGAAUUUGUGUCUACUCUAAGUGAACAGCAGCAGCGUGAUGUGUUGGAGAGGAGCAUCAGAGUCUUGACGGAGAUCACCGGGAAGAGGCCCAGGGGCUGGACAGCGCCGGCCUGGAGCACAAGCAAGGAGACGGUGAAGCUACUAGAGGAGUUUGGAAUCGAGUACGACCACUCGUUCAUGCACCACGACUCGCAGCCUUACUACGUCCCCGACCCCUCCCUCUCCACACACACCGAGACCGACGUCUCCAAGCCCGCAUCCCACUGGAUGUCCCCCAUGAGCACGCUCAAGCCAUCCUCAGUGGUAGAAAUCCCUGCAAAUUGGCACCUCGACGACUGGCCUCCAUUCCAGCUUUCGCUCUCUCAGGCUUCGACGCACGGAUUCGUUGACACAGCGGUCAUUGAGAGGCUUUGGAAAGAGCAAUUCGAGUACUUUUACCGCGAGUGUCCCGAAGAUGGUAGCUUUGUGUUUCCGAUCAGU
Paraphaeosphaeria sporulosa is the source of this 1225-nucleotide messenger RNA. Its product is annotated as glycoside hydrolase/deacetylase. The annotation marks the transcript as partial. Gene Ontology annotation, biological process: carbohydrate metabolic process. Gene Ontology annotation, molecular function: hydrolase activity, acting on carbon-nitrogen (but not peptide) bonds. Lineage: Eukaryota; Fungi; Ascomycota; Dothideomycetes; Pleosporales; Didymosphaeriaceae. The record is from RefSeq and is a predicted model, not a curated record. The transcript is spliced from 3 exons.